This is a messenger RNA of Lasiodiplodia theobromae, 2037 nucleotides long. RefSeq names its product Purine biosynthesis protein purh. The coding region runs from base 1 to 2037 and encodes 678 amino acids. NCBI's taxonomy places the organism in Eukaryota, Fungi, Ascomycota, Dothideomycetes, Botryosphaeriales, Botryosphaeriaceae. The transcript has 5 exons. The record is from RefSeq and is a predicted model, not a curated record.
AUGCCGCAGAUGUUCUCGUUAGACGAAAUGCGCGAGCUUGCGCUCGCCUUCCCGGACGCUAGUAGCCGUGCGUUUCCCGAGAGCGAUCAGGAGGUCCGCCUCGUCCCUAGCCUUUCUGGAGACGGCUUCAUUAGGUCAGAUGUCCUUUUACAGAAACUGAACGAGCACAUCGAGUCCGACGGCCAUGGACGCCUUCCCUUGUCUGAGCUUGCCACUGCCUUCGACAUCUCCAAAGAGGAGCUCUCUGCCCUGGUGAGAGAACCCCAAGCAGAACUGCUUCUGAGCACGGACGGGCAGAAUGUCAUCUCCAAGCCCGAGGCAGAGCGUCUGCAGAAUGACCUCAAGGAGCUGGUUCAGGGACGCGUGGUAUAUGCUGCCGGAGUUGCCAUAGCGAAUAAUCUCGCGCUUGAGAGCAUCCAUAAGCUUAUUGCCAUGAACCGAUACGGUGCAAAGGGGGAGGAUGAAGACGGACCCCGACUUGCUCUAUAUCCUCAGACCAGCGACCCUAGAGAGGUCCGCAAGUCCAUCAUCUUCUCGCCCCCCUUUCUCGAUGGACUUGUUGCAGAUGCACAAGCGGCCGCCGAAGCUGCUCAGCAGUCAGGAGUCCCUGAGAGCAUUCCGCCAGACGGCGUCUUGCCAACGGCCUUCCUUCAGCUCAUCGUUGACAGGCUUGGGUCUGAUUUCCGUGGGCGGGUGGCCGCCACCGAAGGCACCGUCGAAUUUAUACCAAUAAGCUACCUCGAACGCCUACGAGACGACAAGCUCGACGAACUGGUCAACGGCACAACGCCUUUCUGUAGCCUCCAAUGGUUUGUUGACCUCAUGCCGGAGCAGUACCCGGAUAUUAGCUCCGCGGAGAGAUAUGUAAAUUCGCAACAUCCACGAAGAAUUUUCAUCUUCUUUGACACGGCCGUCUCCAAAAAAUGGCAUGACAAAGCUAUCGGUGACCUCUUGCACACACUGGCGGACAAGUCCAUCAUCAACAUUAGCGAUCCCUUCCAAGACCUCUCCCCCGACGCAGCCCGCUCAGCCGCUGCCAAAGCCCACGCCGAAAUCAUCGCCAUCGUCCGGACUGACAACGAAUGCACCGUCGUCUCCGAAGGCCUCUUCCCUUACCUCAUCGGCAUGGACCUCUUCCUCGCCAUUCAAGACGCCUUCAACGCACGCGUGCGCGCCCACGCCGAGCACCUCUGGUCCAACUCGCACCAGCUGCCAGAGGCAGAGCUAACGGGGGGGCUGGGCGACCUAAACACGGUCCUCGCGCCGGCAGCACAGGAGCUGCAACUGCCGCCGCCGCUGCUCCCCAUCCUGGUGCGCUGCGGGUGCGACGGCGGCGCCAAGGCGGCCUUCAACGAGACGCUGACGCAGCUCGAGGCCGAGGCGGACGCCGCGCUCGCCGCCUUCUGGGCCGACCGCGUGGCCGCGCGCUUCGAGCUGCACGCCGUCGCCACGACCGAGACGGCCAUCGCGGACGCGAAGGUGCGCGCCCAGCUGCUCGACCUGCUGCGCGACUACGCCGCCAAAGAGCUCGUCCCGGACGCCGUGGCCCGCGCCGAGGCGAAGGGCCUCGUCCGCAGCGCGCGUGCCAGGCGCAACGUCAAGAAGCUGCUGGCCGUGCUCAAGGAGCCGUCGUCGUCGGCGCAGAUCGGUGAGCAAGGGUUGGCCGCCGUGCAGGCGUCGCUGCAAAAGUUUGCUGCGAAGAUGGACGUGCCGCCCGUGGCGGACGUGCAAGCGCGGAAGGAGGCGUACGUGCGGGACAUGGUGCGCGAUAUGCAGAAGGACGCUGAUGCGCCGCGGUUGUUCCUGAAGUUGAUGGUGGCGCUGUGGGCGAAGCGCGCGGACGGCGUCGUCUAUGCGACGGGCAAGUUCGCACCAAAGCUGUUGAAGUUGCUGUCCAAGGGCGCUGGCGAUGGUGGGCUGGGCGAGGAGCAGGUGGCAAGGCUAGAGGCUCUAAAGGACGCUGUGAAGGAGGGUAGCGCAGGCGAUGCGGAGAAAGCAGAGAUGAGGAAGAUGGCUAUGGAGGCGUGGGAGGUGUGA